AUGUUGUUCUUCUUCGACCGCCUUAGGAGGGCCUUGUACGUUUUACCGGAAGUAUACUUAGAAAAAGGGAUAUUCACGCCCCGUCUAAGCUUACCGAUUCGCAUAAAUAUCCUGCAGCUAAGACGAGAGAAGAGAGAGCUCUAUACAGAGAUACGAUCCCUAGCCGGCACUAUUAAGAAUACCCGAAUCUCCUUUCCGUAUAAGGAUAUCAAAAAAGAAAUAGCUAAGCUUCGAAAGAGGUUACUAAAGACAGAGUUGCACUACUACAGCUUUGCGAACCGAAUAGACGAGAAUAUUAACGAUGAAUAUUAUUUAGUUGACCGACCUAAGGAAUCGCCGCUCCCUAAGGAGGACAACAUAAAAUGCGCAACUAAUGUCUGCAUUAUUUACUACGGCCUAUCUCGUCAAUCAUCAUCGAGCCUUCCUCCACAUAAGUUUCCUUCAAAUCGGCUGGAUUCGCUUCGGCGUUACUUAAUCGAUAUGCACCUAGAAGAGUGUCGCAAUAUCCCCUAUUUCAGCGAGAUCACAGAAUUUCUAGCUCAUACUUACGCUGCACACUCAUACGAUAUCAAUCUCAAAUUGUAUUAUCUUCCGUAUACGACACAAACAAACUACAGCGAUAUCUUAUCUAGAGAAGAAUCUUUAGAAUCGGAGAAGCGUCCAAUAAUUAAGACUCCUGCCUCCUCCGUCGAACUCGAGUUAGGAAACAUUGACCCACGCCUCUUAGAGGAUUAUCCUGUCCCCAUUACGAACUCCUUGCCGUAUCAAUCGGAUACUGAAACUCUAGACUCUUCUGGUAGAUUUGUAUUGAAAAAUACUAAGCCCAGCUCAGUCGAAGUUCCGAUUAGGCGGUCGACGAGGGGUACUGCAAAA
This is a messenger RNA of Penicillium macrosclerotiorum, 873 nucleotides long. RefSeq lists its product as uncharacterized. NCBI's taxonomy places the organism in Eukaryota, Fungi, Ascomycota, Eurotiomycetes, Eurotiales, Aspergillaceae. The transcript has 6 exons. The record is from RefSeq and is a predicted model, not a curated record. The annotation marks the transcript as partial.